AUGGAUUUGGUAAAUUAAGCAUUUAAAUAGUUAUACAUUCAAGAUGAAUGUUAUGAAAAUAUUAAAGAUAAAGUAGAUUAAUUCCCUUAUGAUGAAGUAUAUAGUCUAAUGGAAUUCUAUGUUUAAAAUUAUUUAGAUGUAAUAAUUUGUAAGCAUUUAGAGAGUACAAAACAAUUUAUACUCAUAUAGUUAUAAUGAUCAUGAUUCUGCAAAAUUUUAUAUGGAGUAAGUUAAUAGUCAUUGGAUGAGAAUUUAAAAUAUCGCAUUAGAUUAGGAAAGUAUUAUCAAAUGAGCAAUAGUUUUAAGGUAUUAUUAAUAAUAAUAUAUUAGAUACUAGAAUACCAUAGACUAAAAUUUUAAGAUAGAAUAUUUUAAGAUAAUUAGAUAAAUUUAGCAUUAAGAGAUAUAUGUAGAAUCUAUAAAUUUAAUCAAUCAAUUGAACCUUACUUUUGUUCUCCAAUAUUUUAAUACUUUAAACCAAAAAUUACAAACCCACUAAGACUUGAUGACUAAUUGGCUUACUUAUAGUUAAUGUGAAUAAGGAAUAGAUGAAAUUGAGGAUUUUGAAAAAAGAUUAGAAUGUGCAAUGACAAAUCUCCCUGAUUAUGAAAAAUAAUAACCAAAAUUACCUUCAAAUUGGGAAAAAAAUAUAAUUAAUCUAAUGAAGAAAAAAAAGAAAAAAUUAUGA
Paramecium primaurelia is the source of this 688-nucleotide messenger RNA. The record is from the annotation of a GenBank genome assembly. Lineage: Eukaryota; Ciliophora; Oligohymenophorea; Peniculida; Parameciidae.